Glycine soja is the source of this 1332-nucleotide messenger RNA. RefSeq names its product probable xyloglucan endotransglucosylase/hydrolase protein 10. Gene Ontology annotation, molecular function: hydrolase activity, hydrolyzing O-glycosyl compounds; xyloglucan:xyloglucosyl transferase activity. The transcript has 4 exons. The record is from RefSeq and is a predicted model, not a curated record. Bases 145 to 1035 code for a protein of 296 amino acids. Gene Ontology annotation, cellular component: apoplast; cell wall. Gene Ontology annotation, biological process: cell wall biogenesis; xyloglucan metabolic process. NCBI's taxonomy places the organism in Eukaryota, Viridiplantae, Streptophyta, Magnoliopsida, Fabales, Fabaceae.
ACAGCUAAAAACUCCUUUGCUUCCUUCUAAAGAUAUUCUUCAUUUAACAAGACUGCCAUUGCUCCUCCCAUGCAAUACCUAUAUAUAACUCCUCAAUUAUAAGUUACAAGUUAGAGCCCUCAGACAUAUUCUUUCAUAGGAACCAUGAAAAACUGCCCCACAGCACUACUUAUCUUCUUCAUUGGGUUUGUUUCCUCAAGUCUGUUUCAAGUUUCAGUUGCAUCUAUUGUUUCAACAGGAGAUUUCAAUAAGGACUUCUUUCUGAUAUGGUCUCCUACCCAUGUGAACACGUCUGCUGAUGGACAUGCAAGAAGCUUGAAACUGGACCAAGAAUCUGGAUCUGGUUUUGCGUCAAACCAGAUGUUUUUAUUUGGGCAAAUUGACAUGCAAAUCAAACUAGUGCCAGGUGAUUCUGCAGGCACUGUCCUGGCCUAUUAUCUUACCUCUGAUCAACCUAAUCGAGAUGAGAUAGACUUUGAGUUUCUUGGCAAUGUCUCUGGGCAGCCAUAUAUUCUACAAACAAAUAUUUUCGCAGAUGGAACUGACAAUCGAGAGGAGAGGAUUUAUCUGUGGUUUGAUCCAACAAAGGACUUCCAUACUUAUUCGGUGUUGUGGAAUAUGCACCAGAUUGUGUUAAUGGUGGAUAUGAUUCCUAUAAGAGUUUAUAGAAACCAUGCGGACAAGGGUGUGGCAUUUCCUAGAUGGCAGCCAAUGAGUCUGAAAGCAACCUUGUGGAAUGGUGAUAGCUGGGCAACACGAGGUGGCCAAGAUAAGAUUGAUUGGACAAAGGGUCCCUUCAUAGCUUCAUUCAGAAAUUACAAGAUUGAUGCUUGUGUGUGGAAAGGGAACCCAAGGUUUUGCAGAGCAGCUAGCCCUACCAAUUGGUGGAACCAAUACAGCUCUAGCACACUUACGUCCACACAAAGAAGGUGGUUCAAAUGGGUCAGGAAAUACCACAUGAUUUAUGAUUACUGCCAAGACAAUGAGAGGUUCCAAAACAAUCUUCCAAGGGAAUGCUCUCUUCUCAAGUAUUGAUCAGAAAUGAGGAUGAUUGCUUCGGUUUAUAUUUUUUUUUUCUCCUCUCGGUUUUAGUUUCAGAUGUGUUGUUACAAUUGUCUUAUGUUUGAUGCCACAAAGUUAAAAGCUAGCUUUCAUUUGCUGAGUAUAAUCAUUUGUUAGCCUUCGAAGUAAAGGGUUCAAUCAUAAAGCUGAAAUGUCUUGGGUGUGUUAGGAAAGGUUUUUACUUUUUAGGCCUUAUGUAGUUAGUUGUCAAGAAAAUUUAAUUCACAGAUGUGAGUUAUUAUUAAUUAUCCGAAUAUAUAAAAUAAACUU